This is a messenger RNA of Artibeus jamaicensis (Jamaican fruit-eating bat), 987 nucleotides long. RefSeq lists its product as uncharacterized. The record is from RefSeq and is a predicted model, not a curated record. NCBI's taxonomy places the organism in Eukaryota, Metazoa, Chordata, Mammalia, Chiroptera, Phyllostomidae. The coding region runs from base 227 to 922 and encodes 231 amino acids. The transcript is spliced from 2 exons.
GCCCCCUUCCCAUUCCCAAGCACUGCGGUAAUAAGGGUGCCCCUCCCCUGGCUUCUUGCUGGGUGUCUACUCCCCCAUCUGCAGGACCAGUCAAGAUCUCGGCAGAGGAAACUGGGGACUGGGCGGGGAAGCUGUCCAAUCCAGCUCAGGUGAGCUGCUGCGGCAGAAGAGUUCUCGGUUUCGUUCUCCUGGAAAGGACUCUAAGUCCCAUCGUCCCACAGCGUAGAUGCCAGUGCCUGAGUCCCCCGAGGGCCAGGUCCAGACUGAGUCGCGGUGGUUUUCCUGGAGAAGAAAAGAUUCUCUGGAGAAAGAAGGGAGGACAAGUCCGAAGGAGAGCGGGACCCCGGCCGGGCGCCUGCAGCUCAGUCCUUCUGCCCAGCGCGGGGCCUCCGCGGCCCCAGGCUCUGUCUCCCUGCCCCUCGGCCUCCGCUCCUCCGCCGCGUCGGGCCCCGGCCUCGUUUUCCGAGACCGUCCUCCGUUUGCGUCCGCAUCACUCUCCCCGUUCUGUCUGGUCUCCAGCACAACCCUGGUUUCCGUCCAUGCCUCGUCCUUGCGCCUUCCCCGUCUCUACGCCGCCUCCCUCCCUUCCUCUGUCCCUCUGUCUCCGCCUUGUCGCUGUCGCCACCCCGAUUUUCUCAAAUCCAUGUUUCACCCUCUUCUCCAUCUUUGCCCCGGUCUGCAGUCCCCCUUUCCCGUCCGCGUCUUGUCCUCGUCUCCGUCCUCGUCCCCACCCGCGCACCGGCGCCCGCCUCGUCCCUUCCUCUUCUGUCCCCGUCUCUGUCGCCUCUCCUCACCCACGGCCCCGUCCCGGGCCCCGUCUCUUCCCCGGCCCCGUCUCCAUCCCCCACCACCGGGCUGCCGCCCCGAUCCCCGCGGGGACGUAACCCUGCUGGGGGCGGGGCCGAGGGCCGGACCAGAAUAACUCGGUUAUCGGGACGAAUCGAAUUAACUUCUCCACGUGAGCGCCGCCGGGCCCCUCUCCCCUCC